UGUAAAGUGGGGAAAGCGCAUAGGCGAGAUGAAGGUAUUAGUAGUCGCAUUUUCAAAAUGUGGAACGAAGACCUUUGCUUCAGCACUUCGCACUCUAGGUUAUUCUGUUUAUGAUUUUGAAGAAAAUCAAAAUUAUCUUAAAGAGGAUUGGAUAAAAAUAAUGACCGAAGGAGGGACGAAGGAAGACUUUUAUCGAAUGUAUAAAGACAUCGAUGCUGCUGCAGACAUCCCUGCUUGUCUUUUCUGGGAAGAAAUAUCUGAAGCGUUCCCUGACGUAAAGGAUGCUUCACGUUGUGUUCGGUUAGCAGACUAACCUACAAUCUGUAUGGAAAAGCAUUGUCAUCAUGUUUCUACUGCAAAGCGACUUAUUCACUUUGGUUCCUACUAGCCGUGCGGACUCAAUACAUUGCGACAUACCAAUUCUCAUUGACCAGAUGCUUAUACACCGCGUGCCCUGUUUUGUAAUUCAGGACGAGGAUUACAACGGAAUUGUGAAGACAGUGAAUUUCCAAAUUACCUCAUAAAAAUUGUCAGCUUUUGCCUUUAUUACAUCAUUUUACACGUCACAUCUCAUUUGCUAAAAGUUAUAUAUCAUUUCAGCUUAUUUUCACAUGCCGGAGCACUGAAGAUGAAUGGUUGCAAAGUUACCAACUACAGAUGAAGGUUAUUGCAGAUAAUUACUUUGUUGCUAUAUGGCCGUUUCUCUCUUGGACAGCUUACAAAAAUUUCCAAUUUAGCCACCAUGCAGGCCGCGUAGCGUUCUGUUGCCCUCCACAAAGAAUGAAUCAAGUUUACCAAGGUGGAAGUCCAACUGUUUUGAAAAAGAGAUACAGAGACCACAACACCAGUGUUUUACAGAGGGUACCGAAAGACCGGCUUUUAAAAAUGAAUUUGUCAGAUGGAUGGGAACCUCUGUGCAAAUUUCUUGGAAAACCUAUCCCAAACGUCCCUUUUCCACAUAAAAACAAAAAAGGAUCGGUUAUAGAAAGAAAUAUUAAAGAAAGCCCGUUUGCUCGUCAAAUCAAAAGAGAAAUGUUCAUAGCGAUAUUUGUCAUUUCAGUGUUAUUAGCUGUGGGUGUUUUCUUUUUGAGUAAAUCAUUUUUCUGAAAUAUGUCCUGAAAUUGGUUUAUAAGCAUCUCGUGGCACAUCUUAUAAAAUGUUUCAAAUGAUAUAAAUAGAAUAUAAAACUUG
Messenger RNA from Styela clava, 1191 nucleotides. NCBI's taxonomy places the organism in Eukaryota, Metazoa, Chordata, Ascidiacea, Stolidobranchia, Styelidae. The record is from RefSeq and is a predicted model, not a curated record.